ACAAAUUCCAAAACACGAUUGGAAAUGGCUCUCAUGGGGAUGCGCAUUACAAGUCUUCCUGUCUUUGCAAAUCUGCAUUACAACUCUGGUGUGUGUGUGCGCUUCUACUCAGGAUAGAAAAGUGCGGUGAGUGGGACCGACGGUGGGGGCGGAGUCGAGAAGGCAAAGAAAAAAACAAGCGUGAAGAAAAAGAAAUAGCGGAGAUCAUUUUCUUGUCCCCAUUUUGACGUGCUGUUGUGCCUCCUGAUGCACGAGCUUUUUUUCAUUACGGUUUUAUUCAAUGAAUUAGUGCAAUACCAACAGAAAACAAACACAACGUCGCUUUUAUAUAUACAACUUUACUACAGAAAAUUCUUCUCAUGAAGAGAAGUGACUACGAAAGAAGAAGUUUUUACACUUUCUUUCUGAAUUACAUAGACUUGAUGAACUGAAUAUGGCGUUCUCAACUGUUACAUUCUCAACUGUUACAUGAUUUGUCAUGCAAAUUCACCACCAAGAUCGCCACGAUUAAGCUGUUUCGCAUGACAAAUAUCCGAAGGGCUAGACAGCAUGCAAAUCUGUGCCAAAUCUGUAAUGCAAAAGGCGCAAUCUUGUCCCUUUCACUUUCGCCGUUCUUGCAUUACAAAUUCAUGUAACAGUUGAGAAUGUAACAUUUGAGAACGCCAUACUGAAAUACGCACCGGUAGACUUUCGUCACCGAGCCGGGGUCGUGGCGCUGUAGUCGCAGAGAGGUCUUCUCCAAAGGUCUAACUAUUUCUAAACAGAUGAGGAGAUCAGCAGAUCGAAGAGGAUGCGCGCUGCGAUGCUGCGAUCGCUACACUAGCGCCACCGCCCCCGCUUGAUGUCCUAUCAACUGGGUAGAUUGUUGAUAUAAUUAGCGGACGAACAUCAAGCAACAAGGAAUAGAACUUGCUAUGGAAGACGUUUUAUCUUUUCUCGCGAAAGACGAAGAAGAAAAACAAGCCAACUCGAGACCUUUUAUUCCUUCUCCUUGAGAAAAGGGAGAAAUCUGAACAGGUCGUAUGAAGUGGUACUGGCGACA
This is a messenger RNA of Amoebophrya sp. A120, 1042 nucleotides long. NCBI's taxonomy places the organism in Eukaryota, Dinophyceae, Syndiniales, Amoebophryaceae. The record is from the annotation of a GenBank genome assembly.